Hyaloscypha bicolor E is the source of this 1041-nucleotide messenger RNA. RefSeq lists its product as uncharacterized. Gene Ontology annotation, molecular function: O-methyltransferase activity. The transcript has 3 exons. The record is from RefSeq and is a predicted model, not a curated record. NCBI's taxonomy places the organism in Eukaryota, Fungi, Ascomycota, Leotiomycetes, Helotiales, Hyaloscyphaceae. The coding region runs from base 1 to 1041 and encodes 346 amino acids.
AUGUCAGGCUCAGGACCACCUCCCUUCGAGCCUUCAGUCGAACUUCUCGCCCCAUUGUCAGAAUCGAUCCAAGCUUCCAUCGCCCAAUACUCUUCUGCCUCAAAUCCCGCUGAAAAGGCAUUAGCCCUCAAAGCCAUACAAGCCACCUCCUCCAAGCUCUCCCUCGCAACCACAUCAAUCCCACGACGCUUCAGCGAGAUAAAUCUUCGACCAUACCUCAACGUAACCCUGCGACUAGCCUUCGAGAUCAGGCUCUUCGAAACCAUACCAUCCAAUUCCUCCAUCACGAUCGAAGAAGCAGCAUCAAAGGUCAACGCCAGCGAGGAGUUUAUCUUUCGCCUCAUCCGCGUCCUCGGUGCUUCCGAAAUUCUCGAAGUGUUUUAUCCUGAAGAAACAAGUAUUGGUCUCGUAUCUUUCUCCCACACGCCAAUAUCUAGCUUUCUGCUCUCUCCGCUCGCAAAAGCUAGCUUCAGGCACCAUUUCGAGACCAUGCUCCCUGCUCAACUUGGCUCUGUACCUGGAUACUAUCACAAGUAUGGAUUCAAGAGCCCGGAAGAUCAUAAGAAUGUGCCAUUUACAUUUGCCCAUGGUACUGUGGAUGAGGGUUACUUCGACAUACUCGUGAAAGAUGCGGAAAAGUUGACCAUUUUCAAUAACGCGAUGGAGAUCAUGGCUGUGCUGGGAUUGAAGUCGCUGGGAACUAUGUAUGCCUUUGAUCAAUUGGUGCCUAAUAAGGACGGUAUUGCGUUAGUCGACAUUGGUGGUGGGAAGGGACAUAUGUUGAAAGCCAUUCAGGCGGCAUAUCCAGAAAUGAGGGGAAAAUUGGUGCUGGAGGAUUUGAAGACGUGCAACCUAUCAAAGAAUAGGAUCGAAUUACUUCCUGAAAUCCAUCUUCCACGACUGGCCAGACAAAGCCUGCUUGCAAAUCUUAUUGAAUAUAGCACAAGUGAUGAGGGGUCAUCCCCAUUCCAAGCUACUGAUCUGCGAAAUGGUACUUUCGGAGCAACAUCCAGAGCCGAUACCAGUCAUGAGGGACAUUAA